AUGCCAAAAUACGCCGUCGACUUCACAGCUUUCUACAAAAGCCCCAUGGACACACCUUUCACCUCAGUAGGGACCCUCUACAGCCUGGGCUACAGAAACUAUCUCUUCAGGGAGCUGCCGCCGGUUGACCGCACGCCAGGGAACCAAGCAAAGGGUGAGCAAUGUCCAAAUAUCACGCAGGUCGGGUGA
Messenger RNA from Penicillium digitatum Pd1, 189 nucleotides. The record is from RefSeq and is a predicted model, not a curated record. Lineage: Eukaryota; Fungi; Ascomycota; Eurotiomycetes; Eurotiales; Aspergillaceae.